AGGUUGAGGCUUUCCGGCACCGGCACCAAACAAUACGCAUGAACAGCGAGGAACUUCAAAGCUUCAUUCUUCACUUUUUUCGCAACUACGUCUACGUUGUCGCUAUUUCCAUGUCAUAGCACGUAUGCUACAUACCUCUCCGUAGUGCAAUCAUGGACUCCCGAACCUCAGAUAAUUCUGCCGACGAGUCUCGGGCGCCAUCAUUCAUUCAAUUUACCCCCAAACGCGCUAUGGCCUCUUUUGAGAACCUUGUUGCUUUGGCCAACUAUGAAGAACAUUUGAAGGAAGCACGCAAGAUUGUAUGGAGGGAUAGAGGAGAGAGACCAGUGGAACUGGAAGAUUUGUGGGAGUGUGCCGAACAUGCAGGUAGAGGCGGCUGGAGAGCCGGUGGUUUGGCAUUUGCCAUUCGAUCUGGAAUUAAUCUCAUAUUGUUGAUCGCUCGAAUGGAUCGAAUACCUAGGAGGCUCCGCUUUACGCUAAUUCGACAAGCAUUAUUUGGACAGGAGUCCUUACGUUUUGCAGCCAUGUUAGGCUCCUUCGUUGCACUGUACAAAUUCAUUCUUAAUGCCUUACCCAUUGUACUCCCUCCCCCUAAUUCCACGACGAUCACGCAUGCGCACUUACGUUCACAAUUCCGAGCGCAGCUGUCCGACGCAGAGACAGCAUCCCCCUUUGACGAUAACGACGAUGAUUUGGACGACGUUCGUCUCCCAGUAAACGCACAGUUCCUUUCAGAACGCCAAGCACGACUCUCAUCAAGUGCUCAAGCACACCAAGUGUGGGUGCGCAAGAGGACGCGUCGAUGGUAUUCAGUAUUCGCUGGUGCUAUGGCUGGCGGCAUCUCCAUCCUGUUCGAGAAACGCAGUAAUAGGCUUGGGAUUGCCCAACAGAUGUUUGUACGAGGUCUGCAAGGCUCGUAUAACGCGUUCUCAACUAAACGCGGUAUCAAGAUACCCCAUGGAGACGUAAUCGUCUUCUCACUUUGUUCUGCUCAAAUCAUGUAUGCAUUCCUGCUUCGUCAAGAUACCCUUCCCCGUUCGUACCUUAACUGGAUUUAUUCCGCCUCGAGAGUACCACGAGAGGCAGUCAUGAUUAAUAAAGGCCUGGUGCGAGAAGGCGUGUUUGACGUUUCAUACCUUGAUAGCAUCCUCAGCCACUUCAAUGUCACGCCUCAAAACCAAACUGAAUUAAUAUCUCGACGUGCCAUGGCAGUUGCGACAAAUCCAACACCGGAUUUUGGAUUUCGAUAUGCGCCCUGUUCUGCUGUUCAUCCGUGGCAGGAUUCUUGCAGACUGGAGCAGAUCGGUCGUUUCUUCUCCGUUUUCCGAUGGAUGCUCCCCCUCUAUGGGGCAUUGCAUUUCAUCCCGAUGCUUCUAUUCAAAAGAAACGUCGUGUUCAAGACACCAAUGAAAAUGCUCCUCAGGGCUGCGAUAGGAACUGCCCGUAGUUCGGCAUUUCUAGGCGUCUUCGUCAUGAUAUACCAAUCUUUGUUUUGUUCCAAGCACAAUAUGUAUUCCUAUCUUACUUCCCUUCGCACAUCUGUUGACGCUGCACGUUCGCGCUUGUCAUAUCUUCUGUCCAUCAUCGCGAGGCGUCUUCCGCAACCCGUGGUCGACGUUUUCAUUAGCAAAUUUUCUUUCUGGCUUGUCGGCCUCGUUACUGGUCUAUCGCUAUUUGUCGAGGAAAAGAGGCGGAGAGAAGAGCUGGCAAUGAAGGGCUUGGUAUUCAAGACGGGGGAGUUUGGUGAAGUCUUGCUGACCUCGAUUGGUAUGGGAAUGGUGAUGAGCAUAUAUCAGAACGACCCUCAACACCUUUCUGGUCUAGUGCGACGUAUUCUGUACCAGUUCAUUGGACCGAAUUGAUAAUCGGUGUAACAUAUCUCCAAUGUGAUACAGGAUGACAGCAGGUUGCUCUGUCGCAUUGAGUUGGGUAUUUCUUGAAGUACUAGCUGUGCUGUCUCAUUGGUUCCGAUGGAAAUGAAAUAAAUUUCCUCAUAAUGUUCGUAGCGGCUAAGAUAAGGCUAAUCAGUUGCGAUAGAAAUAAUCCCAUAUCGCUAAUCUGACUUACUGCGGGAUGUUAACAACCCUUGCAAUCAGCAUUUAUACAGAAAAAUGUAUUAGAAUCAGGGUUAGGAAGCCGUCAGGGAUUAGGGCGAAGUGGACGAGCAUCUGUGGAGGGAAAGCCUAACCUGGUUGAUAUAGAGGAUAAAGGAGUUGAGUAGUUACAAAGUACGCAUGCGGAUUUUGUUGAAGUGGGGAGAUGAUGAUGAGAUAUAUGGUAAGAUGAAGCAGAGAUACGAAAUUGGACAAGUAUGCAGGAUGGGAGAAGAGGUUGAUGUGAAGUACGCAUGCGGAUUUUGUUGAGUGUAUGGGUCAAAGUACAGAUAAGAUAUGAGUAUGGACUCUGGUAAGAGC
Messenger RNA from Somion occarium, 2414 nucleotides. NCBI's taxonomy places the organism in Eukaryota, Fungi, Basidiomycota, Agaricomycetes, Polyporales, Cerrenaceae. The record is from the annotation of a GenBank genome assembly.